Messenger RNA from Pogoniulus pusillus (Red-fronted tinkerbird), 2839 nucleotides. It is a transcript of the gene TRIOBP, whose product is annotated as TRIO and F-actin binding protein. Gene Ontology annotation, biological process: positive regulation of substrate adhesion-dependent cell spreading. Gene Ontology annotation, cellular component: actin cytoskeleton. The transcript is spliced from 14 exons. Lineage: Eukaryota; Metazoa; Chordata; Aves; Piciformes; Lybiidae. The record is from RefSeq and is a predicted model, not a curated record. The coding region runs from base 280 to 2049 and encodes 589 amino acids. Gene Ontology annotation, molecular function: actin filament binding.
AAGUUUCGGGGGGAGGAAAGAAAAGUUCUUUGGGUUGUGGGUCGGUCGGUUGGGUUUGGGUUUUUUUUUUCUCUCUUUUCUUCUUUGGGAUUUUUUUUUUUUUAAUUAUUUAUUUAGUAAGACGAGCAAAAAGCGAGCGGGGAGCGCGGGGCGGGCAUGGUGGGGCCGCGGAAGCCACCCGGCCGCUGAAGCCGCCUCGCCGCACUGGCUGCCAACGCCCGGCCCCGCCGCGACCCCGGCCCCGGCUCCGGCUCCGCCGCUGGCCGCGGCGCCCCCGCCAUGACGCCGGACCUCCUCAAUUUCAAGAAGGGAUGGAUGUCCAUUUUGGAUGAACCAGGAGAGUGGAAGAAACACUGGUUCGUGCUGACAGACUCGAGCCUGCGCUAUUACCGGGACUCAAACGCAGAGGAGGCAGAUGACCUUGAUGGAGAAAUCGACCUCCGCUCGUGCACGGAUGUGACGGAGUUUGCAGUGCAGCGUAACUAUGGCUUCCAGAUACACACAAGGGAUGCUGUCUUCACCCUGUCAGCGAUGACCUCAGGCAUCCGGCGCAACUGGAUCGAGGCCCUGAGGAAGAAUGUGCGCCCAGUGAGUGCUCCAGAUGUCACCAAGCUCUCUGACUGUGAUAAGGAGAACUUCCGUAACUCUGUACCCCAGAAAGGCUCACUCCAGACAGAGGAGCAGCAGCGGCUGGGCUCGGGCUCUGAGGGGAACUUGAAGGGCAGUCACUGGAAGGCAGAUGGGCAGCACCAUGCCUUUGACUACGUGGAGCUGUCCCCCUUGCCACAGGACCCUGGGAAUCAAGGGUCCCCACAGAGGACGAGAGGGAGCUUAAGGGUCUCUGACCGAAGUUCCAAACAUGAGGAUCUGGAGCGGGAUCUGGCCAUCCGUUCAGAGGAGAGGAGGAAAUGGUUUGAGUCCCCUGAUGGCAGGGUCCCAAACAGCGAUGGCCCAGUGGGAGACCCUUCCCGCAGGGUUGGGGAGCAGGAUCUCCCUGCUCCCCCACUUUCAGAGGACCAGAGGGUUCGGCUGAAUGAGGAGAUAGAGAAGAAGUGGCUGGAGCUGGAACGCCUGCCCUUGAAGGACUCACGACGAGUGCCCUUGACAGCACUGCUGAAUCAGAGCAAAGGGGGCCAUGGAGACACCAGUGAAGCAUUGAAAAAGGAGGUCCAGUCACUGCGGGCACAGCUGGAGUCCUGCCGGGCCCGAAAUGAGAGCCUUCGGGAGGCAGCCAAAUUGCAGGGAGACAGCCAAGUGCCACGGGGGUACAUCUCACAGGAGGCCUGUGAGCGCAGCCUGGCUGAGAUGGAGUCAUCCCACCAGCAAGUGAUGGAGGAGCUCCAGAGGCACCACCAGCGGGAACUGGAGCGGUUGCGGCAGGAGAAGGAGCGGCUCCUGGCAGAAGAGGCAGCAGCAACAGCAGCAGCCAUCGAAGCACUGAAGAAAGCCCAUCGGGAGGAGAUGAAUAAGGAGCUGGGCAGGACACGAAGCUUCCAGCAGUGCAGCUCGGUCUCAGAUGCACUCCAGAAGCAGCACCAGCUGGACAUGGACUCUCUGAAGCGGGAGCUGCAGGUGCUUUCUGAGCAGUAUUCCCAAAAGUGCCUGGAAAUUGGGGAGCUCACCCAGAAAGCAGAGGAGCGGGAACAGACACUGCAGCACUGUCAGCAGGAGGGGAAGGAGCUCCUCCGGAAAAACCAGGAGCUGCAGACUCGCCUCUCGGAUGAGAUCGGGAAGCUGCGAAGCUUCAUUUCGUCUCGGGGCUCUCUGCACAACAACGAGCGGAGCUCCUGCGAGCUGGAGGUACUUCUGCGAGUGAAGGAGAACGAGCUCCAGUAUGUAAAGAAAGAGGUGCAGUGCCUGCGGGAGGAGCUGCAGAUGAUGCAAAAGGAUAAGAGAUUUGCCUCAGGGAAAUACCAAGAUGUCUAUGCAGAGCUGAACCACAUUAAGGUGCGCUCGGAGCGAGAGAUCGAGCAGCUGAAGGAGCAUCUGCGCCUUGCCAUGGCAGCUCUGCAGGAGAAGGAGUCACUGUGCAACAGCAUCAGCAAGUAACGGUCUGCCCUUCAUUUGUUUAUCUGUUCUUGUUUUGUAUUUGCUCCAUUCCUCACUUGUGGGGAGGGGGAGGUUGAAUCCCAUCCAUUAUCUCCUUGGCGAGGAAUCCCACACACACCCCCAGCCUCCUUAUUCCCCUCCCAAAGCUUUUUUUUGAUGAAACCUUUUUGCCUGCAUACCUGAGCACAUUGUUUGCACCUUCUUCAGGAUUUUAUAUGUGAAAAUUAUAUUUUAUAGAGGAAUUUUUCCCCCCAGGGAAGAGGGGAAGAGGAGGGGGAAAACUUUUACUACAUCACCAGCAUUUUCUAACCUGAACAAAGAGAAUCUGGUUUUGACCCCUACCCAGCCCUCUUGCUUCCUGCCACACAACCACUUUAGUCACAUGUUCCCUCUCUUCCAAAUGUCUCCGUGGCUCCCUUGGGAUGUAGGGUGAGGACUGUGCUCCGCCGCCCUACACCACCCCCGGGGACCUGCGGAGAAGACACACAAGCCAUAGGAGGGAGCCGCUGGGGCAGUCUGCCAUGGGCAUGCUUGCCUGGGACUUUUGAAAGAGGAGACCUUGGCAAGACGUCUGCAUGAUCGAGCUCUCUCCAUGACUGUCUGUUGGCUCCUUCAAGAACUCAAGCUGGCAGGAACCCAGAGCCACAAGGCUUCUCCUUUCCAGGGAAAAGGAGCUGUGAGGCUGCUACUGCACCUGCUGGAGCCACCCCCUCUUCGAGGUGGCAGCUGCUGCUGUGCUGCACCCUUCAACUUUUAACUUAAUAAAAUCUAUCCCUUUUGCUGAGAAAAA